Messenger RNA from Staurois parvus, 307 nucleotides. NCBI's taxonomy places the organism in Eukaryota, Metazoa, Chordata, Amphibia, Anura, Ranidae. The record is from the annotation of a GenBank genome assembly.
GGGCCACAGAACCGUUACUUAGGGCCACAGAAUUUUACUCAGGGACAGACAGAAUCGUUACUUAGGGACACAGAAUCGUUACUUAGGGACACAGAAUCGUUACUCAGGGACACAGAAUUGUUACUCAGGGACACAGAAUUGUUACUCAGGGACAGACACAGAAUUGUUACUGAGGGACACAGAAUUGUUACUCAGGGACACAGAAUUGUUACUGAGGGACACAGAAUCGUUACUCAGGGACACAGAAUUGUUACUCAGGGACACAGAAUUGUUACUCAGGGACAGACACAGAAUUGUUACUGAGGGA